Messenger RNA from Acanthochromis polyacanthus (spiny chromis), 2521 nucleotides. RefSeq names its product phenylalanyl-tRNA synthetase 2, mitochondrial (gene fars2). Gene Ontology annotation, cellular component: cytoplasm; mitochondrion. The coding region runs from base 50 to 1501 and encodes 483 amino acids. The record is from RefSeq and is a predicted model, not a curated record. Gene Ontology annotation, biological process: phenylalanyl-tRNA aminoacylation. Gene Ontology annotation, molecular function: phenylalanine-tRNA ligase activity; tRNA binding; ATP binding. NCBI's taxonomy places the organism in Eukaryota, Metazoa, Chordata, Actinopteri, Pomacentridae. The transcript is spliced from 10 exons.
CAGGAACCAGUCCGUUGGUUUUUUAUUCGAUCGGUGAUGCCUUCAGGCGAUGAUCUGCUGCGCUUUGAGCGUUGAAGCCGCCGUGACCUUGAGGUUUACCUUCAGCCAGAGCCGGCUCCAUGGACCAGUCAUCAUGAUACUGGGCCCCUCACUCCUCCCCCACCUCCAGCCCUGGCCCCGCCCCCUGCUUCGCCGCCUCCUGUCGGACCUCUGGACCAAUGGCAGCGCGGCGUCGUGCAGACGCCUCAGCACUGACGGCCGCACCCCUCAGCCCGCCGUCGGCCAGGACUGGGUGGAGGUGUUGGGACAGUCCUACGCCCGGGACGACUUCACCAACGUCACCCCAAAGACGUUGGCCAGAGUGGGCCGGGACCUCCACAACCAGACCCACCACCCACUGUGGCUGAUCAAGGAGCGCAUCAAGGCUCACUUCUACAGCUCCUACAUCGGCCGCUGGGGAAACCCGCUGUUCUCCGUCCACGACAACCUGAGUCCUGUGGUCAGCGUGGAGCAGAACUUCGACAGCUUGCUGAUUCCUCCCGACCACCCAAGCAGGAAACGAGGAGACAACUAUUACCUGAACAGAACCACGAUGCUUCGCGCUCACACGUCGGCCCACCAGAGGGAGCUGGUGAGUUCGGGGCUGGACGCCUUCCUAUUGGCCGGAGACGUCUACCGGCGGGACGAGAUCGACUCCAGUCACUACCCGGUCUUCCACCAGAUGGAGGGAGUCCGACUCUUCUCCAACCACGAGCUCUUCUCUCAGGUGCGUAGCGGUGAUCUUCUGUCUCUGUUUGAACGAGGCGGCCGUCGGACUCCAGAGAAGCAGGAAACUCACAGUCUGGAGGCCGUGAAGCUGCUGGAGUUCAACCUGAAGCAGACUCUGACUCGACUCGUCGCUCAGCUGUUUGGAGAAGACGUAGAGGUCCGCUGGGUCGACUGCUACUUUCCCUUCACUCAUCCCUCCUUUGAGAUGGAGGUUCGUUUCCAGGGCGACUGGAUGGAGGUUCUGGGAUGUGGAGUGAUGGAGCAGGAAAUACUGAACUCAGCAGGGGCCGGGAACAAGCUGGGCUGGGCCUUCGGUCUGGGCCUGGAGAGGCUGGCCAUGAUUCUGUUCAGCAUCCCAGACAUCCGGCUGUUCUGGAGUCAGGACGAACGCUUCCUGAAGCAGUUCAGAGUGCAGGACAUCCACCAGCCCAUCGUCUUCCAGCCGCUCAGUAAAUACCCCCCGCUCUCCAACGACAUCUCCUUCUGGCUGCCGGACGACGGCUUCACCGAGAACGACUUCUACGAGCUGGUCCGCUCCAUCGGAGGAGAUCUGGUGGAGAAAGUGACGCUGGUGGACGAUUUCACCCACCCGAAGACCGGGAGGCGGAGCCAUUGUUACCGCAUCGUCUACCGCCACAUGGAGCGAACGCUGACUCAGCAGGAGGUGCGACUCGUCCACGAGCAAAUCGAAGGCGCCGCCGAAAGCGAGCUGGGCGUCCAGGGCCGCUACUGAUCCACACAGACACUCAGAUGUAUGUUUAUCCCGCGGGCUGUUACGCAGCUUCGUCGCCUCCUCGUAGCUGCGAUGUUUCACAGCCGACGUCACGCUCUGCUCUCGACGCUGCAGCUCGUCAUCCUGCCUCCUCUUCAGGCUGAAGCAUCCCGAUCUGACGCCUUCGGUUCCCAGAAACAUCUCCGACAUCACACUCCAGCCGCCGAUAUUUAGGUUUUCUGACGGCAGCCAGACCUCAGCAGCUGCUCUGUUUCUGAAAACAUGCAGCGUUGAGGCCACCAGACGAUCCUCAGCAGGGAUUUGAUGCAUUCGAAUGUUUCAGAACUGCAAACUAAAGGUUGUUUUACCGUUGAUGUGAAAGUCCAGAAGGGCCUGAAACACCUUUAUGUUGGUAGAAAUUACAACCAAAACUAUGAGAAGUUGGAUUUUAUUCUUCAAUACAUAAAAAUAACGUAAUAUGUCACAUUUUUCUUUCAUUGGCACCAUUUUUUUCCCCUGUCCCAUUUAUGUAGCAACAUCUUCUUUAUUUCAUUGUAGUCGGUAGGGAGGUGGUCGACCAGAAUCAUGAAAAUGGUUUUUGCAACAAAAGAUGUUUGAUUAAAGCUUCCACCAAAAGAAAUGAAGUCUGGAAACUUGACAAGCCACUAAAAGCUUCAUCCAGUUCCAUGUUUUCUGCGUUUUCACCUUGACGAUUAGCAGGCUAACGCAGCUACUAGCUCGAUAGUAGUUACUGGAUAGUUUUUCACUUCCCGACACAAAAAUCCAUUUGAUUUCAGCCUGAAGUAGCAGAGCAGAAGAGAGAAGAAACUCUGAACACAAGUCACCAACAAAGAAAGACUUUUAUCAUACUGCAGAUAAACACAACAUGUAAUCAGUUCUUUCUUUCUUUUUUUAAAUGAAGUUUUUCUUCUUUAUGUUGGAAAUGACAGCUUGAAUUGAAGCUGCAGUUUGUGUGUUGUAGUUUUUCUGACGGGUUUGUAUCUUUAGAUGAAAACAUUAAAACUGUUUGGUGACAUUGUU